GCAGUUCCCUCCGCCGAGCGUACGUACUUGCGUACUGACGCACGCAUGGCCCCGAGCGGGCGGGGGAGGAGUAGAGAGGCUGAGGCGCCCCGCCCAGUCAGCAAGGUUGCGCGUGCCCCUGUGAGACCGCCAAGAUGGUGGUGGGCGCGUUCCCUAUGGCGAAGCUGCUAUACUUGGGCAUCCGCCAGGUCAGCAAACCGCUUGCCAACCGCAUUAAAGAGGCCGCCCGCCGAAGCGAGUUUUUCAAGACCUAUAUCUGCCUCCCGCCCGCUCAACUGUACCACUGGGUGGAGAUGCGGACCAAGAUGCGCAUCAUGGGCUUCCGGGGCACGGUCAUCAAGCCGCUGAACGAGGAGGCGGCCGCCGAGCUCGGCGCGGAGCUCCUGGGGGAAGCCACCAUCUUCAUCGUGGGCGGUGGCUGCCUGGUGCUGGAGUACUGGCGCCACCAGGCGCAGCAGCGCCACAAGGAGGAGGAACAGCGCGCCGCCUGGAACGCUCUGCGGGACGAGGUAGGCCACCUGGCGCUGGCGCUCGAAGCGCUGCAGGCGCAGGUGCAGGCGGCGCCGCCACAGGGCGCCCUGGAGGAACUGCGCGCGGAGCUGCAAGAGGUGCGCGCCCAGCUCUGCAACCCCGGCCGGUCCGCGUCCCAGGCAGUGCCUGCGUCCAAGAAAUAGGAGCUUGCUGGAGCCUGAAUUUGGGCGUGGCCGUAUGUACCUAACAGUGGCCUUCUUCCCGCACCACCGCUGCCUGCGCUCGCCCAGUGGAAACCACCAGGAUCUUGAUGCAACUUGGUGUUUGGUUACCCCGGCUGAUGAGGGCAGUAUUUACCUGCCACUGGGACCAGCAGGCAAAGCGUUGCAACAUAGCCCCCUCCGUCAUCCUUCACCCCCUAACCCCACUCCAAACCAGGACGACCCGCAAGGCCCUAGCCAGCAGGACAUCGCGGGCACUCUGGCAAAUGAAAAAGUGGAACCUGGGCUUGAGCUGACUCCAAUGUAUUAUGGUUACCCCCAUCCCCGGUUUACCUGAUCAGUGUUAACCUUUCCUAAGAUGCUCCUCCCUUAUACUGGAACACCCCCUUCUUUUUGUCAAUCGGUACAGACCACUGUAAGGAAAUGAAGUGUCUUGCAGUGGCCUUUUCUCCCCGUCACCUUCAACGUCAUCUCUAGCUGGGGAUCACUGCUCUCUUCAGGAGAAAAAAGAUGUGGCCGGGAGCUGUGGCUGAGGCCUGUAAACCCAGCACUUUGGGAGGCAGAGGCAGGCAGAUCACAUGAAGUCUGGAGUUCAAGAUCAGUCUGGCCAGUAUGGUGAAACCCCAUCUGUAUUAAAAAUACAAAAUUUGUCUGGGCGCGGUGGCUCAAGCCUGUAAUCCCAGCACUUUGGGAGGCUGAGGCGGGUGGAUCACGAGGUCAAGAGAUCGAGACUAUCCUGGUCAACAUGGUGAAACCCCGUCUCUACUAAAAAUACAAAAAAUUAGCUGGGCCUGGUGGCACGUGCCUGUAAUCCCAGCUACUCAGGAGGCUGAGGCAGGAGAAUUGCUUGAACCCAGGAGGCGGAGGUUGCGGUGAGCCGAGAUCGCGCCAUUGUACUCCAGCCUGGGUAACAAGAGCGAAACUCCGUCUCAAAA
Molecule: messenger RNA, 1627 nt
Organism: Saimiri boliviensis boliviensis (Bolivian squirrel monkey)
Lineage: Eukaryota; Metazoa; Chordata; Mammalia; Primates; Cebidae
Product: optic atrophy 3 protein
Biological process (GO): regulation of lipid metabolic process
Cellular component (GO): mitochondrion
Source: RefSeq, a predicted model, not a curated record